GCUUGUUGACGCCUCGAUCGAUACAUGUUGCCUGGAUACUUCCGCUUUCAAGGGUCGAUCCGAGUUGAGUUGAGUUGAACCUCAAACCACCGUCACUCCACAACAAACGACAGAGAGCAGGAGAGCAUAGAGGAGGGGCACAAUCUUCACCUAAACAUUUCUAGGGGUUCUGGUUGAUCUGAGGGUGCUGAGCACUCGCAUCCAGCAGCAACAUGGGAGAACUCUUCAGAAGUGAAGAGAUGACGCUGGCUCAGCUCUUCCUCCAGUCGGAAGCUGCCUACUGUUGUGUCAGUGAACUGGGGGAGAUCGGGAUGGUGCAGUUUCGUGAUUUAAACCCUGAUGUGAAUGUGUUCCAGCGAAAGUUUGUCAAUGAAGUACGGCGAUGUGAGGAGAUGGAUCGUAAACUGAGAUUUGUGGAGAAAGAAAUUAAGAAGGCCAACAUUCCGAUAGUUGACACAGGAGAGAACCCUGAAGUCCCCUUUCCAAGAGACAUGAUCGACCUAGAGGCCACAUUUGAGAAGCUGGAGAAUGAGCUGAAGGAAAUAAACACCAACCAAGAAGCGCUGAAGAAGAACUUCCUGGAACUGACUGAGCUCAAGCACAUUCUGCGUCGCACGCAGCAGUUUUUUGAUGAGAUGGAGGAUCCCAGUUUACUUGAAGAGUCGUCCACUCUCCUGGACCCCAAUGAGCCGAACAGAGUCGCUCCACUGAGACUGGGAUUUGUCGCAGGAGUCAUUGGCCGGGAACGUAUUCCCACAUUUGAGAGGAUGCUGUGGAGAGUUUGCAGAGGAAAUGUAUUUCUGAGGCAGGCAGAUAUUGAAGAUCCUCUGGAGGACCCAGCUACAGGCGACCAGGUCCACAAGUCUGUCUUCAUCAUAUUUUUCCAGGGAGACCAGCUGAAGAAUAGAGUCAAGAAAAUCUGUGAGGGCUUCAGAGCAACAUUGUACCCGUGUCCAGAAACCCCUCAGGAGAGGAAAGAGAUGCUAGCAGGAGUGAAUGCUCGCAUUGAAGAUCUGCAAAUGGUGCUGAACCAGACUGAGGAUCACAGGCAGAGAGUCCUGCAGGCUGCUGCCAAGACAGUCAGAGUUUGGUUCAUCAAGGUGAGGAAGAUGAAGGCCAUCUACCACACCCUGAACCUCUGCAACAUCGACGUCACUCAGAAGUGUCUGAUCGCUGAGGUGUGGUGUCCUGUCUCCGACCUGGACUCCAUCCAGUUUGCUCUGCGCAGGGGGACGGAGAAGAGCGGCUCCACUGUGCCUUCCAUUCUCAACAGAAUGCAGACUAAACAGACCCCACCCACAUAUAACAAGACAAACAAGUUCACCUCAGGCUUCCAAAACAUUGUGGAUGCUUAUGGCAUCGGCAACUAUCGUGAGAUUAAUCCAGCGCCAUACACCAUCAUCACCUUCCCCUUCCUAUUUGCGGUCAUGUUUGGUGACCUGGGCCAUGGGACACUCAUGACCUGUGCUGCUCUGUACCUUGUGUUGCGAGAGAGCAGGCUGAUGGCCCAGAAGAACGAUAGUGAGAUAUUCAACAUGGUGUUUGCGGGACGUUACAUCAUCCUGCUGAUGGGAAUCUUCUCAAUGUACACCGGCAUCAUUUACAAUGAUUGUUUUUCAAAGUCUCUAAAUGCGUUUGGCUCUGGAUGGAGUGUCAAACCCAUGUUCAUGCCUCAAAGAGGAGGCAACUGGACGUUUGACACACUUAAUGGCAAUUCAGUUUUGCAGCUGGACCCAGUAGUCGAUGGAGUGUUCAAUGGGCCAUACCCCAUUGGCAUCGAUCCAAUUUGGAACAUUGCCGUCAACAAGCUGUCAUUCUUGAACUCCUUCAAGAUGAAAAUGUCUGUUAUCCUGGGAGUCAUCCACAUGCUGUUUGGAGUCUCUCUAAGUCUCUUUAACCAUCUGUAUUUCCAGAAGCCACUGAAUAUCUACUUGGGAUUCAUUCCAGAAAUUAUUUUCAUGGCCAGUCUCUUUGGCUAUCUAGUCAUCCUGAUUUUCUUUAAGUGGGUCUCGUAUGAUGCACGGAGCUCCAGGGAUGCUCCCAGUCUCCUCAUUGCCUUUAUUAACAUGUUCCUCUUCAACUACGAUGACCCCAGUGUCAAACCGCUGUACAGAGGACAGAUGGGUCUGCAAAUAUUCUUGGUGAUAAUUGCCUUGGCAUGUGUUCCCUGUAUGCUAAUAGUAAAAACUCUGGUUCUGCGGAGACAGUAUUUGUGGCGGAAGCAUCUGGGGACACAGAACUUUGGAGGAAUCAGGGUGGGCAAUGGACCCACGGAGGAUGAGGCUGAAAUCAUCCAGCACGAUCAACUCUCACAGCACUCUGAGGAAGAACCUGAGCAUUGCCUUUUGUCACCUGCUUUCAAGGCCCGUGAGGAGGAAGAGUUUAACUUUGGGGAUAUGGCGGUGCAUCAGGCGAUCCACACCAUCGAGUACUGCCUGGGCUGUAUCUCCAACACUGCUUCCUAUCUGAGGCUUUGGGCCCUCAGUCUGGCUCAUGCACAGCUGUCGGAGGUGCUGUGGACCAUGGUGAUGCACCUUGGCCUUUCCACUAAAAGCUUGGCAGGCUUCAUCUUUCUCUCCAUAAUCUUUUGCUCCUUUGCUGUUCUCACAGUUGCCAUUCUUCUUAUUAUGGAAGGCCUGUCUGCCUUCCUGCAUGCACUGCGACUGCACUGGGUGGAGUUCCAAAACAAGUUUUACUCAGGCCAGGGCUUUAAAUUCCUCCCCUUCACCUUCGAAAGCAUCCUGGAUGGGAGGUUUGAAGAUUAAGAUGACUCUUCUCCUGCUCUCAUCUCUUGAGAAUCUGUUUGGUGUUGAAUAGUGAUUUUUGUGUGUGUGUGAUGCAGUUUCCAAUUACUCCAGUAUUACCAUAACUCAAUGAAUGACUCCCCACUCUUCAGACUGCCAUUUCUAUCAUCAUUAUCUAAAAUGUGGAUCUACUCAGAAAUGACCAUUCAUUCAUUCCUCAAAAUAGCCUUGACUGUAAUCUGUUGUCUUGUCUUCGUAAUGUCUUAUUUUACCUGUGUUUUAUUUAGUUUAAUAUUAUUUAUACAAAUCUUUUCCUUUAUAAAACCUACAUUUUUCAAACAAGCAUUCUUCCUUUGUGGGAUUGUUGUACUCUGAAUCAUUAUUAAUGAAUCUGCUAUUUGUCAACUGAUGUUGUCAACCAAUUUAGAGAGUGACUGAAGGGUUUCCUACUUUCUUCUAUGUCUUCUCCAAAGUCUUGCAUACCCAUUGUCUUUGCCUCUCUGAAUUGGCACUGAAUUGAAUUGUUGAGCAUUCAAUAUCUUGUGCACUGAGCAGCUCAUCCGUUUUACUUCAAAAACAACCAGCCACUUUGCAAACUGACCUCACGCACAGAGCUAGAAAGCUCCAAAGGGAAUACAGCUUAACUUGCAGGACGCCAGCCAUUUCAUUGAGAAUGAUGAGAUUGGAGAUGGACGAUAGCAUCCUUCUGACUUUGCCAUAUGUAGCCGUUGCGAUUAUUUACCUGUUCUCUCUGUCGAUCUAAACGGAGGAAAAGAAGGAGAAUGUGUAGGUGUAUAGUAAGUGGAUCUUCUGUAGCAAUCCAGCACACUGAAAUCAUUUGACAGUAUCAGUAUCUUGCUAUUGAUUUUGGUUCCUUUUGCUGAUUUCGUGUAUGUUAAAAUUAUCCUCACACUUACAGAAGGGAGUAAGAAUGGCAUACAGCACACAUGUUCAAAUAGAGUUAAUAUAUCAGAGAUGGUUCAGCACCCCCAUUAAUUGUGCAUCUCUUCAUCAAUAAAGUGGAAAGAGCUGGUUUAA
Amphiprion ocellaris (clown anemonefish) is the source of this 3782-nucleotide messenger RNA. RefSeq names its product V-type proton ATPase 116 kDa subunit a 1. The transcript is spliced from 22 exons. Gene Ontology annotation, biological process: proton transmembrane transport; vacuolar acidification. The record is from RefSeq and is a predicted model, not a curated record. Bases 213 to 2765 code for a protein of 850 amino acids. Lineage: Eukaryota; Metazoa; Chordata; Actinopteri; Pomacentridae. Gene Ontology annotation, cellular component: vacuolar proton-transporting V-type ATPase complex; plasma membrane; vacuolar proton-transporting V-type ATPase, V0 domain. Gene Ontology annotation, molecular function: proton-transporting ATPase activity, rotational mechanism; ATPase binding.